This is a messenger RNA of Gloeophyllum trabeum ATCC 11539, 1383 nucleotides long. RefSeq names its product PARP-domain-containing protein. Gene Ontology annotation, molecular function: NAD+ poly-ADP-ribosyltransferase activity. Lineage: Eukaryota; Fungi; Basidiomycota; Agaricomycetes; Gloeophyllales; Gloeophyllaceae. The transcript has 15 exons. The record is from RefSeq and is a predicted model, not a curated record. The annotation marks the transcript as partial.
GUUACCGUACUCAAACGUGGUGCAGCGCCCGUGGAUCCUCGGUCUGGUUUUGUUUAUACGCAUCAAGUCUACGCCGACGCGGAGGGUGUAUGGGACGCUAUGCUCAAUCAGACGGACAUCUCUGGAAGCAAAAAUUCAAACAAAUUCUACGUGAUCCAGGUAUUGCAUCCCAUCGGUAACACAAGCACAUGUCAACUGUUCGUCCGCUGGGGCCGCAUCGGCGAGAAUGGCCAGAGCCAGGUGAAGGUAAGGGGUCCGUGGGACCCUGCAAGGGCUGUCCAAGAGUUCAAGAAGCAGUUCAAGACGAAAGCCGGCGUGAAUUGGGAGCAGAGGCAUGGCAUGACCGCGAAGAAGGGAAAGUAUGUGUGGAUAGAACGUUCAUUUGAGGAGGAGAAAGACGAAGACAAAGAAGAGGGGUCGUCCUCAAAGGAGAAGAAGAAAAAGGAAGAGGCGAAGCCGCCAGCGUCUGAGUUGGCUCCUGAGCUACAGGCCCUGGCUGAGGUUAUCGAAAAACCGAACUGCGACAGUGCGGUGCAGAUGGGCGGACAGCGGAAUGCUUGCGAAGAAUUGAGCGGAAGAUAUUAUUCGAUCAUCCCUCAUGCUUUUGGGCGUAACCGACCCGUGGUUAUCGAUAACAUGGCCACGUUAAAGAAGGAAUUGGAGCUCGUCGACGCUCUCGGCGACAUGGAAGUCGCGCAGGAGCUGAUCAAGUCGACUAUCAUGACUGACGAAGACGGGAAACCUUUAAAUCCUCUGGACGCGCACUUCAAGUCGCUGAAACUGUCCCGUAUGGACCCGCUUGAUCGAGGGAAUUCUGAGUUUGCUGCCUUGGAGAAGUACGCUCGGGACACGCACGGAGCGACGCAUCGCUUCCAGGCGAAGGUCCUGAACAUUUUCGCAGUCGAGAGGCAAAGUGAGACGGAAGCCUGGCACAAUGCGGGGUUCGACAAGCUGGAGCAAGGAAAGCGUCGAUUGUUAUGGCACGGUUCUCGGUCCACGAAUUUCGCUGGUAUUUUAAGUCAGGGCCUGCGCAUCGCGCCUCCCGAAGGGUACAUGUUUGGCAAGGGUGUCUAUUUCGCGGAUUCCGCCGGAUACUGCUAUACCCACCUGAGCAACGGCGUCGGUAUCUUGCUCCUCUGCGAGGUCGCCGUCAAACCGUUCUUCGAGCAGUACGGCGCCAACUCCAAUGCCGCUGAGGAAUGCAAAGCGGAGGGAAAACUCUGUACCCUGGGUUUAGGUAGAACUCAACCUGUUGAUUGGCAAGACGCCGGCGAGGUGCUGGGCAACCCGGAGCUCAAAGGUUGCGAGAUGCCGAAGGGAGGUGGACAAGAUGUCAACUCUCCGAAUGCUUACCUGCAGUACAACGAGGCGAGUGUUCAGUGA